Brassica oleracea var. oleracea is the source of this 667-nucleotide messenger RNA. Its product is annotated as glycine-rich cell wall structural protein 1-like. The coding region runs from base 84 to 539 and encodes 151 amino acids. The transcript has a single exon. Lineage: Eukaryota; Viridiplantae; Streptophyta; Magnoliopsida; Brassicales; Brassicaceae. The record is from RefSeq and is a predicted model, not a curated record.
CCAAUGUCUUAUGCACUCUUCACUACUCUCUCUACUUAGCAAAAAGACACAACAAAGUUGGUUUACAUAAAGAGUAACAAGAGAUGGCAAUUAAGUGUUUAGCCGUGUUCCUCGUUGCUCUCACGGUGGCUCAGUCCGUCACCGCCACAAGACCGGCACCGGCCAAGAAUGUCGGAGCUGGUCUUGAAGACCAAAAGAACUUUGUUGCGUUUGCUGGCGUCGGUGGAGCUGCUGGAGUUGGUGGUGUUGGAACAGGUCUUGGUGGUGUAGCCGGUGGAGUUGGUGGUGUCGCCGGAGUUCUACCUGUAGGUGGAGUAGGCGGCGGAAUUGGUGGUAUUGGAGGUGGUGUAGGUGGUCUCGGUGGUGUUGGUGGUCUAGGGGGUGGUUCGGGUCUCGGUGGUGGAAUAGGUGGUGGUUCAGGUCUCGGUGGCGUAGGUGGACUCGGCGGUGUAGGUGGACUCGGCGGUGUAGGCGGAGUCGGUGGUUUGGGAGGAAUAGGCGGUGGAAGCGAUUGCGGUGGCGUUCUACCUCACCCUUGAUAUUAAAAACGUUUUUUCUAUAUAAACCAAAGAUCGAUCCAAGGGUUUAUAAUGUUUGUAUCAGUUUUCUAAUGUUGUAAGUUUUUAUUUUCCCGAUGUUAUGUUUAAGUCUUUGCUUGUUUUUUUCA